AUGGGCACCAUUGAAGCUGCACAAGAACCUUCAAGAAAGAAAAGAAAGUCUAAGAAGCCUGAUAAAGCGCCCGCCUGGGAGCGCGCUCGCUCUUUCACGCAAGACGAGGCGGAGAAGAAGGCCCUCCCAGUAAUUCAAAAGGAUGGCAGCGUGAAGCGUGCUCAAGCCCACCACCCGAAAUUCAAGGCGAAAACUCAAAAAAAGAGAAAGGCUCCGCAUCAGAGUGCUGCCAACGAGGAAGAGUCCACCUCAGAAGCCGUACCGUCGACGGGGGUCGCGGCUGGCGCUUCCAAGGCUCCGAAGCAGUCGCGCAAGAGGAAGAAACUGGAACCCUCUCUCGAGGAUUACGCGAAAAAGUUUGAAAACUUUGAGACCUUGAAGACGAAUAUUGCUUCCAUCGCAUCAACGAUUCUCGCAAAGCCUGAAGAAAAUGUCUCCUUGUUGAAAGAACUUCGCAAGCUCUUCCACGGACUCAAGGGGCAAUCAGCUGCCCUUGUGAUUCUUGCAGAGUCGCAGAUCUUUAAGGAUAUCAUCCCCGCCUACAAGAUACGACCCAUUACCGAUAAGGAGGCCCAAGUCAAGGUAUCAAAAGAAGUCGCCAAACUCAGGGCGUAUGAACAGGCACUACUCUCUGGAUACAAGCGCUUUGUGCAAUCUUGUGCCACUCUUUCUCGAUGGCGAAGUGGCGGUGCGAGGGAAACAGAGGCAACUCGAAAUAUGGGAAAAGUUAGACUGGCCGCUUGCAGAGCUCUUGCGCAACUUAUUCAAGCUCUUCCGCACUUUAACGAAGCAGACACUAUUGCAACGAGCGUUUGUAAUUUGGUGGCGGACAGGGAAGAGAGUGUCAGACGACAGAGCGCUGACGCUCUCAAAAUUGUGCUCGGAGAUGCCCACAGAGCUUCGGGACCAACAUUGAACAUAUGCGUUCUUAUCGCCAAGCAGUUGGCCUUGGUUGCCAUCACAAAAGUACAUAUCACACCUGCUGAAGUCGUAGAGCCGCUCGCUGAGAUCCAAUUUGCGCGCUUCGCCAAGCUUCCUACGUCAUCGAAAGCUAAGAAUGCCCCGAAGAAGUCGAAGCGUUUCAUAAAGAAGCGUCGGAGGAAGCCGGAGAAGGAAGAAACCGUCGUCGACGAAACAGAAAUUGAACGUGAUUUGAGAGAAGCAGACGCAGAGGCUACACCCGAAGAGGUGUACUCAGCGAAGAAAAAGCUCCUUGAUUUUGUAUGUCACUGUUACUUCAACGUCAUCAAAGCCGCAUCACAUAAUGCCGAGAAGCAAGAGGGUUCAAAACACGGUGGGACGAAGAGAAGGAAACCUCCUCUGGCCUUGACGCCUGCCCUGAAAGGCUUGCUAAGGGUCUCGAGCUUUAUCAAUACUGACAUCAUUGAAGCCAUCCUUGGGGCUCUUAGCCCCCUGCUUGAAACUGGACGACUACCUCUUAUGAUUCGCUUCAGGUGUCUUUCCGCAGCUUACGCAAUUCUUGGUAUGCACUCCCGAACAGUGCAAGCAGACCCCGACUCGUUCACAGGUGAUACUAGGGCUCUGGACACGUCAUUAUACACAUCGAUAGGCAAUUUGUACGGAACGGAUACGCCGGCCAAGGAUCAUGAAUAUAUUACGUUUGAUGCGAUGGAGGCAAUACUGUCCUGCAUCAAUUUCCGCGAAGUACCCAUGGUCCGAUGCACAGCGAUAGGGAGACGCUUAUCUGUUUUGGCGGCAUCAUCUGCUCCUACUCAUACCUGCACAAUUGGACUCUUGCGCGUUGCCCAGUUGAUGCUGCAACCGGCCCUUGUGUCUCCAUUGUACCCUCAGAAGGCAGACAAGGCCAAUGAAAAUGUCCUAGGCAUUGACUCUGGUUUAGUCCAAGACUUCGAUAUGGAUACUGAUGACCCAGAAAUCGUUAGUGCAGAAAGAAGUGUAUCUUGGGAAUUAUCAUGCCUGAUGGCCCACUUUCACCCAGCUGUCCGUGGAAUUGCAGAGGUCACUGCAAGUGGAUUCUGCGGUUCCAGGCUGCCCAAGACAUCAGAAAACAUUAUUUUGGCUGUGAAAGGAUACCAGAGCUCCAAGGGGGGUUUCAAUCCCCCACCGCGAGAAAAGCCACUCAAGGCCAAAAAGCCCAAGAGGCGACAAACGCCCCCGAAGCAAGACGCCGUUUUGCAAUCUGUAUUUUCAUCGGAAGCUGAGAUCAGAGAUUUCGUAGACGGAGACAGCGAAACCCCAGCAGCGUGCUUUGAAUCUGCCUGGGUAGCGACUUGA
Messenger RNA from Chondrus crispus (carragheen), 2256 nucleotides. RefSeq lists its product as hypothetical. Gene Ontology annotation, molecular function: chromatin binding. The record is from RefSeq and is a predicted model, not a curated record. The coding region runs from base 1 to 2256 and encodes 751 amino acids. Lineage: Eukaryota; Rhodophyta; Florideophyceae; Gigartinales; Gigartinaceae. Gene Ontology annotation, cellular component: nucleolus. Gene Ontology annotation, biological process: DNA replication initiation. The transcript has a single exon.